UUCCCACACUUUGACCCCUUAAACCUAGCAUUUUUUAUCUAAAUUCAUACGUACACCUGUAUAUUCUGAAAUGCUGAGAAGAAGAUUAACUUCACUAUUAUCAACUUCAAUCCGCAAUGCCCACAAUCAAUUCCACAAACCCAUCUCAAUCUUGCCACCGCGCAUAUCCAAUUUGACCCCAUUGCUGCAAUUCGUAGAGUGCCCGCCAGGUUUUUCGAACCCGAGUUCUAAUGGAUAUUUUAAUUAUCAGAGUACGAGGACUUACAGCAGCCUAUUGGCAUUGAAUGAUUUGAGGGAUAACAAGGGGGCCCGGAAACAGAAGACACGGAAGGGCCGGGGUAUCGGGUCGGGCAAAGGAAAGACGGCUGGUCGGGGGCAUAAGGGACAGAAGGCCCGGGGUACUAUGAAGUUUGGAUUUGAAGGUGGUCAAACUCCUCUUCGUCGCCGCCUCCCUAAACGCGGGUUUAAGAAUCCAUUCAGCCUCACUUUUCAGCCAGUUGGGUUAGGAAAAAUUGCAAAGCUGAUCAAUGCAGGGAAGAUAGAUUCUUCGGAGUUGAUAACAAUGAAAACUCUCAAGGAUGCAGGUGCAAUAGGGAAGCAAAUUAGAGAUGGAGUUCGACUGAUGGGCCGUGGGGCUGAACAUAUACAAUGGCCAAUCCAUCUUGAGGUGUCAAGGGUCACUGUCAGGGCAAAAGCAGCAGUCGAAGCUGCUGGUGAAGCUGCUGGUGGGUCCGUAAGGAGGGUGUAUUACAAUAAACUGGGCUUCCGGGCAUUGCUAAAACCGGAGUGGUUCGAGAAGAAGGGCAGAUUGCUCCCUAAAGCAGCAAGGCCUCCACCAAAACAGAAAGAUAAAGUAGAUAGUAUUGGACGUCUGCCUGCCCCUACCAAACCAAUUCCUCUGAUGCACGAAGAGAAAGAGCCAAUCUCCGCUUAAACGACCUGACGUUUACUUUAGCCGUUGUAGAGCUCGAUGAUUGCUACACGAACAAAUUGUCUUCAAACAGUAAUUUGAGUUGAGCCUGUUUCUGUUCGUCUUGUGCUUGCUGACUGGAAAUAAAAUUUUCUUGUUUUGUGAGUCACCAUUUCGUAUAACUACUUUGGCAUCUUUUGUA
Messenger RNA from Olea europaea var. sylvestris, 1112 nucleotides. RefSeq names its product 50S ribosomal protein L15-like. Gene Ontology annotation, biological process: translation. Gene Ontology annotation, cellular component: mitochondrial large ribosomal subunit. The record is from RefSeq and is a predicted model, not a curated record. Gene Ontology annotation, molecular function: structural constituent of ribosome. The transcript has 4 exons. Bases 71 to 934 code for a protein of 287 amino acids. NCBI's taxonomy places the organism in Eukaryota, Viridiplantae, Streptophyta, Magnoliopsida, Lamiales, Oleaceae.